This is a messenger RNA of Psammomys obesus (fat sand rat), 3746 nucleotides long. It is a transcript of the gene Map4, whose product is annotated as microtubule associated protein 4. Gene Ontology annotation, biological process: microtubule cytoskeleton organization; neuron projection development. NCBI's taxonomy places the organism in Eukaryota, Metazoa, Chordata, Mammalia, Rodentia, Muridae. The transcript is spliced from 19 exons. Gene Ontology annotation, cellular component: neuron projection. Gene Ontology annotation, molecular function: microtubule binding. Bases 193 to 3561 code for a protein of 1122 amino acids. The record is from RefSeq and is a predicted model, not a curated record.
GGACGCUCCGCCUUCCUGCCGGCCUUCAAGAGGGCGACGAGGAAGCGGCCACCUCCCUGCGCCCCGCCCCUCCGGCUUGCGCUGAGGCUUCUGCGGCUCCUCCCGGCUGCUCCCGGCUCCUCUCUGCCCUCUCCCGGCUUUCUGCGGCUCCGGCCUGGGCUCGGCGGCGGCGGGCAGUUUCAGUGGUGCAGAAUGGCGGACCUCAGUCUUGUGGAUGCAUUGACCGAGCCACCUCCAGAGAUUGAGGGAGAGAUAAAGCGAGACUUUAUUGCCACACUGGAGGCAGAGCCCUAUGAUGACAUUGUGGGAGAAACUGUGGAGAAAACUGAGUAUAUUCCUCUCCUGGAUGGUGACGAUAAAACUGGGAACUCAGAGUCCAAGAAGAAACCAUGCUCAGACACUAGCCAGACUGAAGGUACUCCAUCGUCUAAACCAACACUUCUAGCCAAUGGUGAUCAUGGAAUGGAGGGGACUAACACUGCAGGGUUUCCAACUGACUUUCUUGAAGAGAAAAUGGCCUAUCAGGAUUAUCAGAACGCCCAGAACUGGCCAGAAGAUGCAGGCUUUUGUUUCCAGCCCCAGGAAGCGUUAGAUACUAACCAGGCUGAUCCCUUUAAGAUGCACCAUGAUGGUGACCUGGCGGAUCUGCUCUUUGCCGCCAGUGGCCCCACAAAUGCUUCAGCAUUCAUAGGUCAAAGUGAUCCUCUGGAAGACAGUUAUGGUAUGCUUCCCUGUGACUCAGCCGCUCCCACGGCUGUUGUAUCUCAGGAGUGGUCUAUGGAAGCCCCAAACUCUCCACACUCAGAGUCCUUCACGUCUCCAGAGGUUAUUGGAGAAACCCUACAACCAGCAGCAGAGCUAUCCCAGGAAAUAGAAGUGGAAUCAGUAAAAGAGCAGCUGCCAACUAAAGCAUUGGAAAUGAUGGCAGAACAGAAGAUCACUGAUAUGGUGCCAUCUAGAGAAACAGAGCUCUCUCCAUCUAUAGACAUGACACCAGACAUGGAAACAGAGGUAGCAGUGGCUAAAGACACAGAAGAGACCACCAAACCAGAUGCCAUAUUGGCAAAUGUCAUGCAGCCAUCCAUUGAAUCAGAUAUGUUCCUGGCCGAGGACAGCAAACUACCCUUAGGAACAGACGAGAUCCCUGUUAAAGAGAUUGUAUUGCCUGCAGAAGCAGUUGUAUCUUCAGCCAAGGAUAUGGCACCGCCUACAGAAACAGAAAUGAGCCCAGGCAAAGAUGUGACACUGUCCAGUGAAACAGAUAUGACAAUAAAAAUGGACUUGGCACCACCUGAGGAUAUCGUACUUCCUAAAGAAACAGAGCUAGCCCCAGCCAAGGGCAUGGUUUCACUCUCAGAAAUAGAAGUGGCCCUGGCAACAGAUACUGAGCCCUCUACAGAAGUACCUACAGCUGAGGAGGUGGUCCUGGCAACAGACAUGGCCCUGCCCUCAGAUACCAUAAAGAUGUUGACAGAGGAUGUGGCACUCUCCUUAGCAACAGAGGGAUCCCUGGGCAAGGACAUGACUCCAUUUCCAGAAACAGAAACCCUGGGCAAGGAUAUGGCUCCACCUACAGAAAUGAAAUUGGGCACAGUCAAAGACGUGGCUCUACUCCCAGAAUCAGAAGUGGUUCUCUCCAAGGAUGGGGUUACACUUCCAGAAACAGAGGUGACUGAGCUCAAUAAUGUUACUCCACCUUCAGAAAGAGAGGUAUCCUCAAUCAAGGACAUGUCUCUGCCUCCAGAAACAGAGGCUUCCUUGCCUAAGAAUGCCAUUCUGCACUCAGGAACAGAGGUAACUCUGGAUGACAGCAUGACUCCAGCCAAGGAUGUCUCACUGCCCUUGGAGGCAGAAGUAGCACUAGUUCAAAUUAAAGACAAGGAAACUGCACAGAUUCAAGAAGAACUAAGUGAAGACUCCCAGUUAGAAUCUGUGCAGCACAAGGAACAGUCCACAGCACCUUCUUGCGUGAUUUCACCAGAACCAGUUAAAGCUGCAGACCGAAAAUCUAACUUGCCAACAGAUGAAGUUUCUGCAUUAGAAAAGUUAGAGCAGAAGGAAACAUCUGGCAGUCAGCCUUCUGAACUUUGUUCAGGAAUAGCCAGGCAAGAAGAAGGAAAGGCUGCUGUGGGUGUAACCGGAAAUGACAUCACUACCCCACCAAACAAGGAGCUCCCGCCAAGCCCAGAAAAGAAAGCAAAGCCUUUGGCCACCACUCAGCCUGCAAAGACGUCAACAUCGAAAGCCAAAACACAGCCCACUUCUCUCCCUAAGCAGCCAGCUCCCACCACCUCUGGUGGGUUGAGUAAAAAACCCAUGAGCCUCGCUUCAGGCUCAGUGCCAGCUGCCCCACUCAAACGCCCUGCUGCUGCCACUGCUACUGCCAGGCCUUCCACCCUACCUGCAAGAGACGUGAAACCAAAGCCAAUUACAGAGGCUAAGAUUCCUGAAAAGCGGACAUCGCCAUCCAAGCUUGCAUCUGCCCCAGCCCUCAGGCCUGGACCCAAAACCACCCCAACUGCCUCAAAAGCCACUUCUCCCUCAGCUCUUGUUUCCACUGGGCCAAGCAGCAGAAGUCCUGCCACGCCCCAGCCUAAGAGGCCUAGCACUACUAAAACUGAGGGGAAACCUGCUGAUGUCAAAAGGAUGACUGCUAAGUCUGCACCAGCUGACCUGAGUCGCUCAAAGACCACCUCUACCAGUUCUGUGAAGAGAAACUCCACUCCCACUGGGUCAGCACCCCCAGCAGGGAUGACUUCCACUCGAGCCAAGCCCACGCCCGCACCUUCCCGGCCUUCUGUGGCUCUCUCUGUGGACAAGAAGCCCACCUUGGCUAAACCUAGCUGCUCAGCUCCCAGGCUGAGCCGCCUGACCACUACUGCUUCUGCCCCUGACCUGAAGAGCGUUCGCUCCAAGGUUGGCUCUACAGAAAACAUCAAGCACCAGCCUGGAGGAGGCCGGGCCAAAGUAGAGAAAAAAACAGAGGCAGCUGCCACAGCUGGAAAACCUGAACCUAAUGCAGUCACUAAAGCAGCCGGCUCCAUUGCGAGUGCACAGAAACUGCCUGCUGGGAAAGUCCAGAUAGUCUCCAAAAAAGUGAGCUACAGCCAUAUUCAAUCCAAGUGUGGUUCCAAGGACAAUAUUAAGCAUGUCCCUGGAGGUGGCAAUGUUCAGAUUCAGAACAAGAAAGUGGACAUGUCCAAGGUCUCCUCCAAGUGUGGGUCCAAAGCUAACAUCAAGCACAAGCCUGGUGGAGGAGAUGUCAAGAUUGAAAGUCAGAAGUUGAACUUCAAGGAGAAGGCCCAGGCCAAAGUGGGGUCCCUCGAUAACGUGGGCCACCUGCCUGCAGGAGGUGCCGUGAAGACUGAGGGCGGUGGCAGUGAGGCCCCUCCGUGUCCAGGCCCCCCCGCUGGGGAGGAGCCAGCCAUCCCUGAGGCUGCGCCUGACGCUGGUGCCCCUACUUCAGCCAGUGGCCUCAGUGGCCACACCACCCUGUCAGGGGGUGGUGACCAAAGGGAGCCCCAGACUUUGGACAGCCAGAUCCAGGAGACAAGCAUCUAAUGAUGACAUUCUGGUCUCGUCUUCCAUCUCCCCUGUGUUCCCUCUCUUGUCUCCCCCUCCCCCAUGUUGCCCUCUCCCAUCCCUCCUCACGUGUCACUGCAGAUUGAGACCUACAGGCUGACGUUCCGGGCAAAUGCCAGGGCUCGCACCGACCAUGGGGCCGACAUUGUCUCCCGGCCUCCCCA